Messenger RNA from Apiotrichum porosum, 831 nucleotides. RefSeq lists its product as uncharacterized. The transcript is spliced from 8 exons. The record is from RefSeq and is a predicted model, not a curated record. Bases 1 to 831 code for a protein of 276 amino acids. Gene Ontology annotation, biological process: homologous chromosome pairing at meiosis; meiotic strand invasion involved in reciprocal meiotic recombination; meiotic joint molecule formation. Gene Ontology annotation, molecular function: double-stranded DNA binding; recombinase activator activity. Gene Ontology annotation, cellular component: DNA recombinase auxiliary factor complex; condensed nuclear chromosome. NCBI's taxonomy places the organism in Eukaryota, Fungi, Basidiomycota, Tremellomycetes, Trichosporonales, Trichosporonaceae.
AUGCCCCCCAAAGCAGACAAAAAGGAUAAGGUCGUCACCGUCAAGGGCAACGAAGCCGAGGAGAAGAUCCUUGACUACAUGCGCGGUGUGAGUCACCCAGCGAGGAGCGCUGCUGACCUCAGGCGAACCGCCCUUACUCGAGCAUGUUACCUUGCUUGUGCUCAACCGACAGAGAAAGGCUCCCUCACGGUCAAGACGUACGGCAAGCAGACCAUCUUCGUCUUCAGCCAGUCGCAGUUGACUGCCCUCAACCCCGAGGACAUGGCCACCCUCGAUGCCGACACGAAAAAGGCCAAAGGAGUAGCCGAUAAACGCCGCAAGGAACUUCGUGACCUGCAAGCCAAAAUCGGCGAGCAAGAGGCUCUCCCAGUCACCACCGACCUGGUCAAGACCAUUGAAAGCGUCACGGCUGAAAAUGACCUCACCAUCAAGACACUUGGGCCCCUCCGCGGCGAGACCGCCGUGGCGCCCAUGACCGCCGACGAGAUGAUGGCAAUUGACGUCGAGUGGGACAAGUGGAAGAAGAUGUGGGUCGACCGCAAGAAGGUGUACAAGAACCUGAUCGACAUACUGGCCGAGUCUCCCGCAUACAGCAACAAAGAAGACUUGGAAGAUACAGUUGGCGUGGACGACGACGACGACGAGACAGUUGAAAUUGAACGCGGCGAAUUCUUCAGGCCACCCACGAACACUGUGCGCGUUGGACUCGCUAAGCGUCCCCUUCCCUCAGCCAUGUCAGCCUCGGCACCCGGCGUGGCGCAGAGCUUGUCAAGCGCAAAGGCUUCCAGCACACCCACGUCGACCACCAAGACUAAGCGUCCUCGUGUCUAA